This is a messenger RNA of Acyrthosiphon pisum (pea aphid), 2116 nucleotides long. RefSeq names its product fork head domain-containing protein crocodile. The transcript has 2 exons. Lineage: Eukaryota; Metazoa; Arthropoda; Insecta; Hemiptera; Aphididae. Gene Ontology annotation, molecular function: RNA polymerase II cis-regulatory region sequence-specific DNA binding; DNA-binding transcription factor activity, RNA polymerase II-specific. The record is from RefSeq and is a predicted model, not a curated record. The coding region runs from base 453 to 1721 and encodes 422 amino acids. Gene Ontology annotation, biological process: cell differentiation; anatomical structure morphogenesis; regulation of transcription by RNA polymerase II.
GUGAUGACGACUGCGACUGCGACUGAGCUGGCGGCUACGCGGUGACGGUGGUGCGUGCCGGCGACAGUGUAAUAAUUUUUUCGGGUUGUUUUCGUUUGCGCGGCGGUGCACAGUCAGUCCGCGCGCGCGCGGGUUUGUUGUCGUUGCGUAUUGUUUUCAUUGCAAACAUUUCCGCGGAAAGGCCGUCGCGUCUCGCGUGUUUCUCUAGUACGGACGACCCGCGAACGGGUAAACAUAUAUAUAUCCACUCACGUACACCUAUCGACCGAUAUUUAUAUAUAUAUAAUCGUAAUUGGACUCGGAAUAAUAACAACAAUAAUAAUAAAAAAAAAACACUUUUGUCGUUCGAAAUAUAAAUAAAUUUUUUUAUAGAAAAAAUUGUCCGCAGAUAUACAACGCGUCGCAGCCGUAGCGAGUGCUACUAUUGUGUCACGUAAUAAUAUAUAAACAUCAUGCACACGUUGUUUGGCGACCAAAACGCGUACUACCGGACGGGCAUGUACCCGGGCACGUCCAACCCGGCCGCGUAUCCGGGUGCGUACGAGCAGUACGCCCGGUAUGGAUACAAUCCGGCGGCCGGUUACCAGGCGUCACACCACCAUCACCAUCAUCACGUGGUGUCGGCAGCCGCGGCCGCGGCCAAGGACAUGGUCAAACCACCGUACUCGUACAUUGCCCUGAUAGCAAUGGCUAUACAGAACGCGUCGGAUAAACGGUGCACGCUCAACGGUAUCUACCAGUUCAUCAUGGAGCGGUUCCCGUACUACCGGGAGAACAAGCAGGGCUGGCAGAACUCGAUCCGACACAACUUGAGCCUGAACGAGUGUUUCGUCAAGCAGCCGCGCGACGACAAGAAGCCGGGCAAAGGCAGCUAUUGGACGCUGGACCCGGACUCGUACAACAUGUUCGACAACGGGUCGUACCUGCGUCGCCGGAGACGGUUUAAGAAGAAGGACGCGCUCAAGGAGAAGGAAGAGGCCAUCAAGCGGCAGCAGGAGCUCAUGCUGAAGAAGGUUACCGAGGAACAGUGCAAGCUGCUAUUGCACGGUGGAGGUGGUGGCGUCAAGGAACUGAUGCAAGUCGACUGCAACAAACAGCCGAAAAAAGAGCCGGGUGUACCGCCGGCUUCCACGCCACACCAGUCAGCCGGCGGCGACCCGGCCGCGCCACCGACGUCCGGUGGCUCUACUUCGUCAUCGGCACCGCCGCCGCCGCCUCCCGCAUACCAUCAGCACCACCAUCACCUGCAGUACGACAACGAUCACCAGGACGAUUCGCCGUCGGCCGCCACGGGCAACCACCUGCACCAUCACCAUCACAGGUACAUGACCACUCCGGCCGCGGCGGCCGCCGCUGCUGCAGCCGCGGCCGCUACCGGCGACCACACCACAACAUGGAGACGAGUUCGCCUCGCACCAUCACCAGUACGUGGCCGCAGCGGCGGCUGCUGCAGCGGGCCAUCACCGGGCACCCGGGCUGGUACAGCGCAGACCCGUCCGACUUUUUCGACGCCGUUGUGCCCAACCCCGGUGGCCGCGGCCACAGCAGCCAGUUGUGGAUUCCGCAACUCGCAGCAUUCUACCCCUAGCACCCACACACAGCUACACAAUUAUUAUCAACUGCAGCAGCAGCAGCAGCAGCAGCAGCAGCAACAACAGCAGCAACAGCAACAACAGCCGCACGACGGCAAUUCAUCCGUCAAGUUUUCGUCACAACUAUAACGACGACGACGACGACGGGGAAGGACGAGGAGCUGCUGCUAUUGCUGUCAGACGAACAAAUUGUACUCGUCCGCGUGAGAAGCCAGAAAGACGGGUCGCGCGCCGCGACCGAGACGAUUGUGCCGCAGGAAGACGACAGUGGAAGAGAGAGAGAGGGGAAAAAAAUUCACCAAAUCGAGACACGAACCACAUGCUGCCGGCUGUCACUCCUCGGAAAACGCGUCCGCCGACUAGGCUUAUCAGGUGACGGACCGACGGACGGAUGGACGUGCGUGUAUCUAUCGCGGGCGCUCACAGUCCGCCGCCCAUAUUUGUGUAUAGGUGUGUGUGUGUGUGUGUGUGUGUGUGUGUGUAGGUGGGUGUGUGUUGUGUGUGUGUGUGUGUGUGUGUGUGUG